CCGAGCGCGGCGGGGCCGCGACAGGGACCGGGACCGGGACCGGGACAGCGACCGGGACCAGGAGCGGCACCGGGACCAGGAGCGGCACCGAACAGGCGCCGCGCGGCCAUGGCCGGGAACAGCCUGGUGCUGCCCAUCGUGCUGUGGGGCCGGCGCGCCCCCACGCACUGCGUGUCCUCCCUGCUGCUCGUGGACGGCUCCGUCAUCGUCACCGGCUGCCACGACGGCCAGAUCUGCCUCUGGGACCUGGCUCCUGACCUGCAGAUCAAUCCCAGAGCUCUGCUCUUUGGUCAUACAGCCUCAGUUACUUGUUUGUCCAAGGCCUCAGCUUCCAGUGAAAAGCAGUAUAUAGUGAGUGCAUCAGAGAGUGGGGAGAUGUGCCUGUGGGACGUGAGCGAUGGCAGGUGCAUCGAGUUCACCAAGCUGGCCUGUGCCCACACGGGCAUCCAGUUCUACCAGUUCACGGUGGGCACGCAGCGUGAGGGGAGGCUCCUGUGCCACGGGCACUAUCCUGAGAUUCUGGUGGUGGAUGCGAGCAGCCUUGAAGUUCUUUAUUCUCUGAUAUCCAAGAUCUCUCCUGACUGGAUCAGCUCCAUGGCCAUCAUCCGUUCCGACAGGACGCAAGAGGACACUGUGGUGGCUGUGUCCGUGACCGGCAUCCUCAAGGUCUGGAUCAUCACCUCUGAAGUCAGUCGGAUGCAGGACACCACCCCUGUGUUUGAGGAGGAGUCCAAGCCCAUCUACUGCGAGAACUGCCAGAGCAUCUCCCUCUGCGCCUUCACCCAGCGCUCGCUGCUGCUCGUCUGCUCCAAGUACUGGAGGGUUUUUGAUGCUGGAGAUUAUUCCCUCUUAUGCUCGGUGCCCAGUGAAAAUGAGCAGACCUGGACUGGUGGGGACUUCGUGGCAGCUGAUAAAGUGAUUGUGUGGACAGAGGAUGGGCAAAGUUUCAUCUAUAAAUUACCAGCCAGCUGCCUGCCAGCCAGCGAUUCCUUCCGCAGGGAUGUGGGGAAAGCGGUGGAAAACCUGAUUCCACCUUUAUUGUACAGCGUGCUGGACAGAGCAGAGAAGCAGCUCCUGAUCUGUCCUCCAGUGACUCGGUUCUUCUGUGGCCAGAGAGAGUUUCCCUACAGGCUCUUGAUCCAAGGAGACUCCUCGGGGAGGCUGAGCAUCUGGAGCCUGCCUGACACCCUGGAGCAGCAGGAGGGUGCAAAAGGGCUGCAGCCAGCCAGGUCCAUGUCGCUGCAGGAGGCCUUUGAGCAGCUGCAGCCCCGCCCCGCGGGGAUCAUCGACCAGCUGAGCGCGGCGGCGGGCGAGCCCCUGCGCGUCACCGCCAGCGUCUACAUGCCGGCCCACGGGCGGCUGGCCUGCGGCCGCGAGGACGGCAGCAUCGUCAUCGUGCCCGCCACGCAGACUGCCAUGGUGCAGCUGCUGCAGGGGGAGCACACCCUGCGCCGGGGCUGGCCCCCCCACCGCACGCUGCGAGGCCACCGCAGCAAGGUGACGUGCCUGCUGUACCCCCACCAGGUGUCCUCCCGCUACGACCAGCGCUACCUGGUCUCGGGGGGCGUGGACUUCUCCGUCAUCAUCUGGGACAUCUUCUCAGGAGAGAUGAAACACAUCUUCUGUGUGCACGGAGGGGAAAUCACCCAGCUGCUGGUGCCACCAGAGAACUGCAGCGCCAGAGUGCAGCACUGUGUUUGCUCUGUUGCCACCGACCACUCCGUGGGCCUGCUGAGCCUGAGGGAGAAGAAAUGCAUCAUGCUGGCCUCUAGGCACCUGUUCCCCAUCCAGGUGAUCAAGUGGAGGCCAUCUGAUGACUACCUGGUGGUGGGCUGCUCCGACGGCUCCGUGUACGUCUGGCAGAUGGACACAGGGGCCCUGGACCGCUGCGUGAUGGGGAUCACAGCUGUGGAGAUCCUGAGUGCCUGUGAUGAGGCUGUGCCAGCUGCCGUGGACUCCCUGAGCCACCCUGCCGUCAACCUGAAGCAGGCCAUGACCCGCCGCAGCCUGGCUGCCCUCAAGAACGUGGCCCACCAGAAGCUGCAGACCCUGGCCACCAACCUGCUGGCCUCUGAGGCCUCUGAUAAGGGGAACUUGCCCAAGUACUCGCACAACUCUCUGAUGGUGCAGGCCAUCAAGACCAACGUGACAGACCCCGACGUCCACGUGCUGUUCUUCGACGUGGAGGCGCUGAUCAUCCAGCUGCUGACGGAGGAGGCGGCGCGGCCCAGCGCCGCCCCGGCCUCCCCCGAGAGCCUGCGGAAGGGCGGCGGCGGCGCCGAGCGCGGCGGCUCCUUCCUCGCGGGCAAGAGGGCGGCCGUGCUCUUCCAGCAGGUCAAGGAGACCAUCAAGGAGAACAUCAAGGAGCACCUGCUGGACGACGAGGACGACGACGAGGAGGCGGCGAGGCAGAGGAGGGAGGACGGAGACCCGGAGUACCGCUCCAGCAAGUCCAAGCCGCUGACCCUGCUGGAGUACAACCUGACCAUGGACACGGCCAAGCUGUUCAUGUCGUGCCUGCACGCCUGGGGGCUGAACGCGCUGCUGGACGAGCUGUGCCUGCAGCGCCUGGGCCUGCUGAGGCCGCACUGCUCCGUCUCCUUCGGCCUGCUCUCCCGCGGCGGCCACAUGUCCCUGAUGCUGCCGGGCUACGACCAGCCCCCGGGCCAGGGGCCGCCGGCCGCCGGGGGCUCGGCGCCCGAGGGGCCGGGCAGGGGCACCUACGGCGUGUCCCGGGCCGUCACCACCCAGCACCUGCUGUCCGUCAUCUCGCUGGCCAACACGCUGAUGAGCAUGAGCAACGCCACCUUCAUCGGGGAGCACAUGAAGAAGGGCCCCGGCAGGCCACCCAGGCCGGGCACUCCUGAGAUGGCCAAGGUGAAGCCACCCCCUCCAGUGUCCAGCCAUGCAGCACAAGGGCAAAUCAAACAAGUUGCUCCUGCUGCUGCUUCCAGCACGGAAUCUGGGCACUCUGACACUUCUGCUUUCCAUUCCUGUUUCUUAGUCAACGAAGGCUGGAGCCAGCUGGCUGCCAUGCACUGCGUGAUGCUCCCGGACCUGCUGGGGCUGGAGAAGUUCCGGCCCCCUCUGCUGGAGAUGCUGGCGCGGCGCUGGCAGGAUCGCUGCCUGGAGGUGCGGGAGGCUGCUCAGGCGCUGCUGCUGGCCGAGCUGCGCAGGAUCGAGCAGGCGGGGCGCAAGGAAACCAUCGACACCUGGGCUCCCUACCUGCCCCAGUACAUGGACAGCGUCAUCUCCCCUGGGGUGACCACUGAAAGCCUCCAGGCUGCCUCUGCCAGCCCAGAGCCCUCGGGAGCAGAAGCCAAAGCCCAGGAGGAGGAGCACGAGCUGGUGGAUGAUGACAUCGCAGCAGGCUGCCUGGCCGGGCUGGCCCAGCCCAGGAGGCCGUCCCCCUGCUACGAGGAGCGGCGCAAGCAGGCCACGGCCAUCGUGCUGCUGGGCGUCAUCGGCGCCGAGUUCGGCGCCGAGAUCGAGCCCCCCAAGCUGCUGAGCAGAGCCCGCAGCUCCAGCCAGAUCCCCGAGGGCUUCGGCCUCACCUCGGGGGGCUCCAACUACUCCCUGGCCAGGCACACCUGCAAGGCGCUGACGUUCCUGCUGCUGCAGCCCCCCCCCCCCGAUCUGCCGGCGCACAGCCCCAUCCGCAGAACCGCCAUCGACCUCAUCGGCCGCGGCUUCACCGUCUGGGAGCCCUACAUGGACGUGUCGGCCGUGCUGAUGGGGCUGCUGGAGCUGUGCGCCGACGCCGAGAGACAGCUGGCCAGCAUCACAAUGGGGCUGCCCCUCAGCCCCGCCGCCGACUCGGCUCGCUCGGCUCGCCACGCGCUGGCCCUGAUCGCCACGGCGCGCCCGCCCGCCUUCAUCACCACCAUCGCCAAGGAGGUGCACAGGCACACGGCCCUGGCUGCCAACUCCCAGUCCCAGCAGAGCAUCCACACCAGCGCCCUGGCCCGCGCCAAGGCCGAGGUGCUGCGCGUCAUCGAGAUCCUCAUCGACAAGAUGCCCACGGACGUGGUGGAGCUGCUGGUGGAGGUGAUGGACAUCAUCAUGUACUGCCUGGAAGGAUCUUUGGUGAAGAAAAAGGGUCUGCAGGAGUGUUUCCCAGCCAUCUGCAGGAUCUGUUCCUACUGCAGGAGUAAAAGGAGCAACACGUGUGCUGCUCCUAUUGAUUUUCCUUUUGUCUCACUAAAGAUAUUUAACUCUUGCCAAGUGUUCCGUGCUUGUCAGUGGGAUGGGGGAUCAGCUGAUGGGGGGCAGCUUUGGGGUUCACUGGGGAUAAAUGAAUACUUGAAGGGGUUUGUAAUGAUUGGAGUCAUUCCAGGGGCACGCCCUGAGCAGGGCUUUGGCAACUGCAGAAAAUCCCCUUGGGUCUCACCCGGGUUAGUGCUCCGGGGUCCUUUUGGGGGUGCUGCUGGGGGGGGAGCUCUUGGUUUUGGGCUGCUGCUGCUUUGGGGUGCCAGUCCCCCUCUCCUGCCUCCUCUGCAGACCAUCCACGGGCACAAGGGCCCCGUCACGGCCGUGGCCUUCGCCCCCGACGGGCGCUACCUGGCCACCUACUGCAACUCCGACAGCCACCUGUGCUUCUGGCAGAUGAACACGUCGCUGCUGGGCAGCAUUGGCAUGCUGAACUCGGCGCCCCAGCUGCGCUGCGUCAGGACGUUCCAGGUGCCCCCGGUGCAGCCGGCGUCGCCCGGCUCGCUCAGCGCCCUGCGGCUGGCGCGGCUCAUCUGGACCUCCAACCGCAACAUCAUCCUCAUGGGGCACGACGGCAGGGAGCACCGCUUCGUCAUCUAGCACCCAGGAUGAAGAAGGGCCGGGGCAGCUCCGCGUGUGGCCUGGCAAGGUGGGACCAGGACCGGGAUCAGGACCAGGAAUCAGGAUCAGCUCAUCCCAAUCUCAUCCCUCUGCCCAUCUCAUCCACCCUGCAGACCCUCCCCGAAUUCAGUGUUUACCAAACCCCUGGUGUUUACGUGGACCCUGCGGUGCUGGGGGACCCCUGGGAACGGGGGCUGCGGUUUUGGGGUGUGCUGAUCCCCAGGGGGGUGAAAUCCCCAUUUCUGAGGGGAUUGCAUUGCUGCUGUGCCCUGCUACUCCACGUGUAAAUAAGUAAUUUAAAAAUCCUGUUCAAUGGCAGGCUUGAGAAAAAGCAGUAUUUAUAUAGAAAGGUGGUUUCUGCCACCAGUGCAGGUAUUUAUUUAAAUAAAGGACAAAGGGGGCCAUUUGGAAUGGAAAAAUGAUCAGAAUUAUGGAAAAAAAUGAAUUAUUGACUGGAUGUGCUGAACUAUUUCCUUCAGUAGGAAUAUUCCUGUGUGACACUCGCUGUGACUGUGUUUCCUCCUUACAUAUCUGAUUUUGUGGAAUAUUUUGUGUGCAAUUCGCUGGUUUCUGCUCAUGGGAAAGAGGAAAAAAAAAAUCUUUCAAAUCCUCUUUUAUUUCAAUAUCUCUGUUUGUGCAGCUUCUCCUUGGCUGCAGAGCUCCUACCUGAGGCUGGUACUACCUGCUAAGCUAAAAGUGGGACCUGGCAAAAUGAAGGCAUUAAUUUUUCAGGUGGCUCCAGAAGAGAAAUAAAUGCGUUUGACUGCAGCGUGGGUUGUUUGUGCGGCGCCCAGGCGGGAUUGCAGCUCCGUGUGCGUGUGCUGCUGCAGCUCUGGGAGCGAGGGAGGGACACGAGCUCUGGGGAGCUGCUGUCAGCCGGGGGCUGCCCCGGAGCUUCCCCCGCCCCCGGGGAUGGAAGUGGGAAUAACAAACGGGGAGGAAACUGGGCUGGGGGGUGAUCCCAGUGCCAGUUUCCUGUGCAGCGAGAGCAGGAGCCUGGCGUGCUGUGGGGCCAAGGACAGGAGGC
Ficedula albicollis (Collared flycatcher) is the source of this 5857-nucleotide messenger RNA. It is a transcript of the gene WDR7, whose product is annotated as WD repeat domain 7. The record is from RefSeq and is a predicted model, not a curated record. Gene Ontology annotation, cellular component: cytoplasm. The coding region runs from base 109 to 4809 and encodes 1566 amino acids. Gene Ontology annotation, molecular function: protein binding. The transcript is spliced from 30 exons. Lineage: Eukaryota; Metazoa; Chordata; Aves; Passeriformes; Muscicapidae.